AUGCAACUGUCUCUCCUCCUCUCCCUCCUGCCCUUAGUCGCGGCUGUCCCUACUGCAAAACGAUCCGAGCCCGCUCCUCUGCUGUUCCCCCGGGGCGCCAACGCGGGCAGCAUCGUCGCUGACGAGUACAUUGUCAAGUUCAAAAAGGGCAGCUCCCUCGAAACCGUCAAGGAGACCGCCGAGUCGCUGGCCAACGGGAAUGCCAAUGUCUUGAGCGAGAUUUUCAAGGGCUUCUCCAGCCACUUGAAUGCUGAGAGUCUCCAGCUCAUCCGCGACCACCCCGAUGUCGAGUACGUGGAGCAUAACGCGAUUGCAAAGGCUCUCGCUCCCGUCACGCAGAGCUCGGCCGAAUGGGGUCUUGCUCGCCUCUCCAGCAAACAGACUGGCGCCACUAAGUACGUUUACGAUGAAUCUGCAGGAGCCGGAACCUGCGCCUACAUUAUCGACACUGGUGUCGACGCUUCCCACUCUGACUUUGGCGGCCGCGCCAAGCAGAUCAAGUCCUUUAACGGCCAAAACAUGGACACUAAGAUCUGCGACGGACACGGCACCCACGUUGCCGGCACCAUCGGCAGUGACACGUAUGGCGUGGCCAAGAAGGCGUCCCUCUUCGGCAUCAAGAUCAUCGACUACAACAGCAGUACAGCUGAUUGCCGGUGCUCGACUAAGAACAUCCUCGAUGCCCUUGACUAUGCCGCGCAGGACUCUAAGAACCGCAGCUGCCCCAACGGCGUCGUCAUCAAUAUGAGCCUCGGCGGCGAGUACACCUCAACGGCGACCAACGAUGCCAUCGAGAAGCUCGUUAAGGGCGGCAUCUUCGUCGCCGUCUCCGCCGGCAACGGCAAGAAGGACUGCGAUAACUGCCCCGUCUACCCGAUCGACGCCUCCCGGAUGUCGCCCGCCGCCGCGCCGUACGCCUGCACCGUCGGCGCGACCGACUCUAAGGAUAAAAUUGCCUACUUUUCCAACUUUGGGCCUAAGGUCAACAUUCACGCACCCGGCGUCGACGUCCGCAGCCUGGCCAUAGGCGGCGGCACCACGGUUAUGAGCGGCACCUCGAUGGCGUCGCCGCAUAUUGCCGGUCUCGCGGCCUACUUCAUGGGACAGGGCAAGAAGGCUGGGGAGUUGUGCGAGUACCUGCAGAGCAUUGCGAUCCAGGGCGCCAUCACCGGUCUCCACGAGACCUCCAAGAACCAGCUUGCUCAGAACGACCAGUCCAAGUAA
Cordyceps fumosorosea ARSEF 2679 is the source of this 1224-nucleotide messenger RNA. Its product is annotated as oryzin precursor. The coding region runs from base 1 to 1224 and encodes 407 amino acids. Gene Ontology annotation, molecular function: serine-type endopeptidase activity. Lineage: Eukaryota; Fungi; Ascomycota; Sordariomycetes; Hypocreales; Cordycipitaceae. The record is from RefSeq and is a predicted model, not a curated record. Gene Ontology annotation, biological process: proteolysis. The transcript is spliced from 4 exons.